AUGGCACUUGUCGAAGUCUCCCCUACUACCACUACCGACUUCGUUACUGCACCCAAUACUCUCCACGACGUAAUCGCUCAAGCUGUUGACCGGUAUCCGUUGCACGAGCUUGGUUUCAUAACCUCCUCGGCACAUGACUCCUCUAUUCACACGAUGACCUUCAGCGCGUUCAACCAAUAUGUUCGCAACCUUGCACGUGCCAUGCUCGACUGGGGCAAACCCACAGGCUCAAUUAUUGUCGUAUAUUUGACAGAGCACGAAGAUAACAUGGCUGCUGUCUGGGCGUGUCUGUUGGCUGGUUAUUUGCCCUGCUUGCAGCCCACACUUAGCGCACAACAGGCGCACAAGGAGGGUCAUGUCGCCCAUAUCAAGGACUUGUUUGGAUCUGCAACUUGGCUGACCAGCAAGCUUGGGGCUGAGCAGAUCAGCUCCAUUCCUGGUCUGGAGGUUCACCUGCUCUCCGAAUUAAAAUCAUCGGGGCAGAAAAUCACCGUUGCAGCUGACUGGGUUGCAUAUGAGGCUAAACCAGACGACGAUGCCAUCCUGUUCCUGACCUCGGGCUCAACUGGGUUCUCGAAGGCGGUCGUCCACACGCACCGUACCCUCCUUUCUGCAUGCCGCUCCCAGGGGCAACACUACGACCUGACCUCCGAAUCUCGAGUUCUUAACUGGGUCGGAUUUGAUCAUGUCGCGGGAUUGUUGGAAUACCACAUGACACCUCUGCUAUAUGGUGCUUCGCAACUCCAUGUGCAUGCAUCUGUUGUUCUUACCGAUCCCCUUCGGUUGCUCCGUCUGAUCGACGAAAAGUCAAUCGAAUUGACUUACGCUCCGAACUUCCUGCUCGCCAAGCUCACUCGUGAUCUGGGGAAGCGCGCCGACCACUUCGGGUGCUUUGACCUGUCCUCUUUCAAGCGGAUUGACAGCGGAGGUGAAGCUAAUGUUUCCAAGACCGCGCAAGCCUUUGUUGCUAUGAUGAAAAAGUUUAGCAAGAACCCCUCUGCGGUGUCCUUGGUCGUCGCCGCUGGGUUUGGAAUGACAGAAACUUGCGCCGGAUGCAUUUACAACUACCCGGUGGAUGUCCUCGCAACCGAGCCUGUUCGCGAGUUCCUUGAUCUCGGGCGUCCCCUCGAUGGUUGCGAGAUGCGUAUCACGGAUCCCGCCGAUGGUGUCACCCUGCGCCCCGAUGGGGAGAGCGGCGAGCUUCAGAUUCGUGGGCCGAUGGUAUUCGUACGCUACUACAACAACACCGAGGCUACAUCCUCUAGCUUUGUCGAGGGCGGCUGGUUUCGCACUGGCGAUGUUGGCAUCAUCGAGAAUGGUGUCAUGCGCCUUAGCGGUCGCAUCAAGGACACCAUCAUCGUCCAUGGCGUCUCAUAUGGUAUACCUGAGCUCGAAACCCACCUCCAAAUCGUUGAAGGAGUCACACACUCUUUCCUCGCUGCAGUUCGCUACCGCACUCCGGGGCAAGAGACAGAAGGGUUCAUUGUUUUCUACUCGCCAACUUUCGACCUCGAUGGUGCAGAUGCCUCUACCAAGCUCUUCGCCACGCACCAGGCCCUGCGGGAUAUCUGUGUGAAGAUGAUCACGCUGCCACCUCAGAUCAUUGUUCCAAUCCCUGUGAAUCAAAUGGAGAAGAGCACUCUCGGAAAAUUGUCUCGUGCGCGCCUCAUGAACAUGUUCAAGCAAGGCCAACUUGCAAAGCACAUCGCCCAUUCUGAGGAGCUGCUCAGCAAGGCACGCGGCGUUUCCUUCGUUGCCCCGUCCACCGAAACGGAAAAGGUGUUUGCCAAGAUAUAUGCUGGCAUCUUUAACAUCCCCGAAAGUGAGGUGUCGGCGAGCGACAACUUCUUCGAGAUCGGCGGUACUUCUAUUGAUGCUAUCCGACUCAAGCGCGAAGGAGAGGAGCACUUUGGUCUGCCUGACAUUCCUGCCAUCAAAAUCCUGAAGCACCCUGUUCUCUCAAGCCUGGCCAACUACGUCGACUCCUUGUUCUCCGGGGGUGCCCAGCCUGAGGAGUACGACCCUAUCGUUCCCCUUUCAGUGACCGGAAAUAAGACGCCAAUCUUCUUUGUUCACCCCGGUAUCGGAGAGGUCCUCAUUUUCGUCAAUCUUGCAAAUUAUUUCCAGAAUGAGCGUCCCUUCUACGCUUUCCGUGCUCCUGGCUUCGAUACCGGCCACCCCCUCUUCACCUCCAUGGACGAGAUGGUUUCCUGCUAUGCGGCAGCAGCCAAGAGGGUUCAGGCGAAGGGACCCUACGCCAUCGCGGGCUACAGUUACGGUGGUGUUGUCGCGUUUGAAGUUGCCAAACGGCUCGAGUCCAUGGGUGAAGAAGUGAAGUUUUUCGCUCCCAUCAACAUUCCUCCUAAUAUUGCCGGCCGCAUGCGUGAGAUCGAUUGGACAUCUUGCCUGCUCCACUUAGCAGCCUUCCUCGGUUUCGUGUCGACACAUGAUGCUAAUGAUCUACCUCCUUCCCUGAGACCGCUCCCAAGGCAGGAGCAGCGUGAUAUCGUGUGGAAGAAUGCGCCUCCUGAACGUAUCAUCGAGCUCCAGCUGACGCUCGAGAAGUUUGACAUAUGGGUGGACGUCGCCGAGUCUCUCAUCAAUUGUGGACUAGACUACAACCCAUCAGGCUCAGUUUCCGCAAUUGAUGUUUUCUACGCCACUCCCUUUGCUGGAUCCAAGAUUGACUGGCUCAACGACCAGCUCCGUCCAUGGUCUGACUUUAGCCGCGGCGAGGCAACAUAUACUGAUGUUCCCGGGGAACACCACACGCUCAUGGACUUGGAGCACGUCCCGCAGUUUCAGAAGAUGUUCCGCAGUCGUCUCGAGGCUCGUGGGCUGUAG
Messenger RNA from Suillus clintonianus, 2844 nucleotides. RefSeq names its product atromentin synthetase. NCBI's taxonomy places the organism in Eukaryota, Fungi, Basidiomycota, Agaricomycetes, Boletales, Suillaceae. The coding region runs from base 1 to 2844 and encodes 947 amino acids. Gene Ontology annotation, molecular function: CoA-ligase activity. The transcript is spliced from 6 exons. The record is from RefSeq and is a predicted model, not a curated record. Gene Ontology annotation, biological process: biosynthetic process; secondary metabolic process.